AUGGAAACCAUAACGAAAGAAAAAUUCUCUCCACAUGUGCUAAUCUUUCCUUGUCCAGCACAAGGCCAUGUAAACUCAAUGCUAAAGUUAGCUGAACUUCUUGCAAUUCAAAACCUCCACGUAACUUUCCUCAACACCGAGUACAUCUACAAUCGUCUCAUUCGUUUCAACGAUGAUAUUCAAGCUUUUUCAGAAUGUUACCCUAAGCUCCAGUUCAAGACUAUUCCUGAUUUUCAUAAUGAGGAGGAACAUCCUGGUUUUGGAGAAAGGAUAGGAUAUGUAAUUGAAUCCUUGAGUUUGUGUGGUAAGCCGUUUUUGAGAGAUAUUAUCGUUUCUGAGAAAAUAACUUGUAUUAUUUUAGAUGGAAUCUUCGGUGACCUUGCAACUGAUUUAGCUUCUGAAUUUGGGAUACAAUUGAUUCAUUUUCGUACUAUUAGUGCCUGUUGCUUCUGGUCUUUUUUAUGUGUCCCUAAGCUCUUGGAGUGUAAUCAACUUCCCAUUAGAGGAGAAGAGGACAUGGAUCGCAUCAUAAGGAAUAUGCCAGGCAUGGAAAAUUUGCUUCGGUGUAGAGAUCUUCCAAGUUUCUGUCGAGAAAACCAGAAGAAUUAUAUCACUUUAGACAAUGUUGUUCUUCGAAGUCAACAAUCACUUAAGGCAAAUGCGCUUAUACUCAACACAUUUGAGGAUCUAGAUUUUCCAAUACUUUCCCAAAUUCGUCUUCACUUCCCCAAGCUCUACACUCUUGGCCCUCUUCAUCACCUCCUUAAUACUACCAAAAAAACAUCAUCCUUUAAGAGUAACUUCUUCGAAGUUGAUAGAACCUGCAUGAGUUGGCUCGAUUCUCAAUCUUUGAAAUCAGUUAUUUAUGUUAGCUUUGGAAGCACCACUCCAAUGAAGAGAGAAGAAGUCGUUGAGAUUUGGCAUGGUUUGUUGAACAGCAAAACACGGUUUUUGUGGGUGAUUAGACCAAACAUGGUACAAGAAAAAGGACUGUUAAAGAUGCUUGAGGAAGAGACCAGUAAAGAAAUAGGACUGUUUGUGGAGUGGGUUCCACAAGAUGAGGUGUUGGCCCAUAAGGCAAUAGGUGCAUUCUUGACACAUAGUGGAUGGAAUUCUACUUUGGAGAGUUUGGUUUGUGGGGUGCCUAUGAUUUGUUGGCCUUUCUUUGCUGAUCAACAGGUUAAUAGUAGGUUUGUGAGUGAGGUUUGGAAAAUUGGGUUGGAUAUGAAGGAUGUUUGUGAUAGGAAUGUUGUGGAGAAAAUGGUGAAUGAUGUUAUGGUGAAUAGGAAAGAUGAGUUUCUUAGAUCAUCUAUGCAAAUGGCUGAGUUGGCAUCCAAAAGUGUGAGUCCUUCGGGUUCUUCUUACAACAAUUUUCAUGAUUUCAUUCAGUUUAUAAAAUCUUCUGGUUUGUGA
Messenger RNA from Lathyrus sativus (Indian pea), 1413 nucleotides. NCBI's taxonomy places the organism in Eukaryota, Viridiplantae, Streptophyta, Magnoliopsida, Fabales, Fabaceae. The record is from the annotation of a GenBank genome assembly.